Messenger RNA from Pichia kudriavzevii, 2820 nucleotides. RefSeq lists its product as uncharacterized. NCBI's taxonomy places the organism in Eukaryota, Fungi, Ascomycota, Pichiomycetes, Pichiales, Pichiaceae. Gene Ontology annotation, molecular function: transcription coregulator activity. The coding region runs from base 1 to 2820 and encodes 939 amino acids. The transcript has a single exon. The record is from RefSeq and is a predicted model, not a curated record. Gene Ontology annotation, cellular component: mediator complex. Gene Ontology annotation, biological process: regulation of transcription by RNA polymerase II.
AUGACCACCGAUGGAAAUUUGCGACAGCUCGAAUCCACACUGACCUUGGAGAAGUUACUUCAAGUUUCAAUACGAAGGAACUAUUCGCCAGCCGUAUUCUACAAGUUGUAUAAGGAUUUUGGGCAUAAACAGGAGUAUACAAGAGGAGAAAAGCUGGAUCCCACACCUCUUUACAGAGGUUGUGACAAACAUUAUUUGCAAAGGGAGUAUAUUUAUGAGAUUUUGGUUGGUUCGGAUUUACAAAAUACGCAUGAGGAACUAAUAAAUUAUUUUGUCAACAUAUCUAAAGGACUUCCUAUUAAUGACCAAGUUUGUUUACUGUUGUUCAUCAAUCAAUUUCCUGAAAAGUUUUGUUGGAAUCUCUACGGCAGGUCCAAACUUGUAUUAAAUGCCUUAUCCCAAUAUGGUUACCAUCUGAUGAAGAACUUUAAUCCAAAUGAUGCCGAAAAUGUAAAGCUAAUUAAUUGUUUUGUUAAACUUAUUACUUAUCUAGUGGUGAACUAUGAGGAAAGAAAUUUGGAAAAGGAAUUUGAUAAAUUUAUAUCUGUUUUAUUAGAAUGGCUCAGGUCCAAUUCAUUAAAUUCUUUACAAACUUUGAGAGAAGGCAUUGAAACAUACAAUCAAUCUGCAUUAAACCUUGCGUUUCCGUUGAAGGCAAAUGGCGAGACACUGAAGCCAAGCAAAAGUGGUAAUAGUUUGGUCAGGAUCAAUGAGAGGGAAACUACUAGAUUGCUAAAGCUGAAAAAAAUCAUCUGGCUUUCGCAGGCGAUUACUGUUGAAUUUACAAGAUUAGACGAGAACUUCGUUAACAAUUUCAAGCAGCUUCUCAGCUUGUCGGGGAUGCCAACUUUAGAUGUUAUACCCACUCUUAUCACAGAACUUUUUUCAGGCGUUUUUGAUGGUUUUCAAUUAUCCAGCGCAAAAACACGCCAUAUCUGGAGGACAUACAUUGUUUUCAAGAUCCCAUUUUUUCUUAAAAAUGUUCUUAAAAUUGGUCAAGGUGUUUUGGAAAAACAACUAUCCCUCUUGUUUUCUGAUCACAGUGGAUUCGUUCUGAAGUUCAAUGAUAUGCUGCUGCAACUUGAAGAGUCAUUGACACAAUUAGGUCUUUUGAAGAGAAACGUUUUACGAUUGAACCGCACCUCCAGAAUUGAAAGUGAAACUACAAUGUCAGCAACAGAUUUAAAUCAUAGUUUUACGCAAAAAUUUAUGGAGUGUAAUCCUGAAUUUGUUUCUAUGAAGGAGGCCGGAAUUAAAGAGUUCAUUUUGGAAAUUUCAAGCUCAAUUCAAAUGGUCCAUAAAUUCUGUGAGCUAGUGUUAGAAUCCAUGAACACAUUUAUAAUGACAGGAGAUACAUUAAGAUUAAGGAGACUUCUUCUAUCUUGUGCUAUUGAUUUGGAUGUUUUAGAUGCAUUGGUGCUUUUCGAUUCACCAUUCCAUAUUAUCACACCCCUACUGAAAUUUCUAGAUAACAAUGUCCUCCAAAUCCCUGAUUCAUCAAAUAUGAGUACUGCACAGAAGUAUUUAAAUGAGACUAAUCAACCCGAGUUUAUGAUGGAUGUUGAUGGAGUUAACGACGAUUCUUCCAAUACUCAAGAUAAUUUCAGUGAUAUUUGUGCAACUUUGAAUUUUGUUCAGUUUUCAUACAAAAGGUAUAACAUUAUAAUGAAUGACGAUAAAUUAGUCCAGUCAAUACCCAAUAUCUUGUCGCUGUUAAGGAACUCUAAGAUUAUAUACGAUACCAAAUCUCAAUCAGGCAGCACACUAAAGGAAGUUUCAGUUUCUGAUGAUAUUAUAGACAAAUGGAUCUCUUCGAUGUUCGAUCCGACUAAUUCCGAAGGGAUCUCUGACGAUCUUAUUAAGAUGACCAAUAUCUAUCAAUAUUCACAAUUGGUACCUAGAAUUGUUCACGAAGCAAUUUUAUGCACUCACAAUGGCUGGCUAACAGAGGAUGCCCUGGCAAGCGGGUUGGAAUAUUUACAGCAAAACUUCUUAAUUGGUUGGUUACCAUAUGUAAUUGAUGAUAUCUGUGAUACUACCUCGGAUAAGGACGGAAAAGACACUAUUUUGUUAGGCACGGUGCUUAGACAAUUGCUGAAUGUUGAGAGUACUAAUUCUGAGGAGAUACACAUAACAAUAAAAUUGGUGAAAACUAUUGUUAACGAUAAAGUUUGGGGUAGAUUCGAGGCAUUGAGAGAUUUAUUCACACAACCGGAAGUCCCCCUGACUAAUAACGAAUACUUCCUUAAUUUAACAAGAUAUGUCGAGACAUACGAUGACCUUGAUACUGUCCAAUGUGUGUUUGACCUGCCAGUAGUAUGGAACAGAUUGCUGAAAACUAGUCUUGCCACUGAUGUACUUUUCAAAGAGUUAUGCAGUUUGACCGCUCGAAGAGCGUCUAACACAGAAAUCGAUUAUGAUUUAAUUGCAAUACUCUUAACCACUUUUUCCAAAUGGAUUGUAGGUGAAAAGAUAUCAACCACAUGGCCAGCUGUAUUAUCAAAACUAAAUGACCCGUCUAUUUCACCUUCGGAUGUGUUUACGCCUAUUUUGCAGAAAAGGUCUCGAGAGGUAAUUGUAAGAAGCUACAACAACAGUUCCAACUCAAAUUCAGCGGUCAAAGCAAACACCACAGAGUCUGGAUUUUUUGGUUUUAUUCAAGAUCCAAAUAUCAAUGCAAUGGAAGUCGACAUCAAGGAAGAAAAUGAGAAUCACAUCAUAGACCCAUACGGAGAAAACCUUGUCGUGCUUGCUUACGAGAAUAAGGGAAACAAAAUAACUGAUGUGUUCUUGCGUAAAAUUAUGCAACAACUUAAAUAG